CCGACACCCAGCCACUUAGAUUAGGCAAUAAAUGAAGGCGCUUGCGCAGUAGAGUCCAGAGCGGGGAAGCGGGCGCCUGCGCAGAGACGUAGUGGCCGUCCGCUCGCCGCCCCGCCUCUGCCAAGUCGCGCCAGCGCAGUGAAGAACGAGCCAGCAGAGACAGCGUCUGCGCAGCCGUGGUUGAGGAGCCUGUGGCGGCGGCGGCAAUGGAACCAGCGGAGCAGCUGAGCGAGUUAGUGUCAGCCGAGGGCCGAAACCGGAAGGCGGUGCUGUGCCAGCGUUGCGGCUCCCGGGUGCUGCAGCCAGGGACCGCUCUCUUCUCUCGCCGACAGCUUUUCCUUCCCUCCAUGAGAAAGAAGCCAGCUCUGUCUGACGGCAGCAAUCCUGAUGGCGAUCUCCUCCAGGAACACUGGCUGGUUGAGGACAUGUUCAUUUUUGAGAACGUGGGCUUCACCAAGGACGUGGGCAACAUCAAGUUUCUGGUCUGUGCAGACUGUGAAAUUGGACCAAUUGGCUGGCAUUGCCUAGAUGACAAGAACAGUUUCUAUGUCGCCUUGGAACGAGUUUCCCACGAGUGACUGAGGGGAGGGGUACUCAGCUCCACCUCCAGAGAUAAACCUACUCCCCACAAGAACUGGCCUUUAAUGUGUGGUAUAACUGUUCCACUGCCUUCUUCUCUGUGCUAAUACAAAUACUGAGUACCAGCAUGUCCACUUGAACAUGCAGAGGGUUAAUCCUGCUUCCUAAAGCCUCAAGUACAUGCCUCCUGCUUAGUUAACUUUGCAUCACAUUUCCUAAGCUCCCUUUUCCCCCAGUUUGGGACACUGUGCUUACCUCCAAAAAUCUCAUCUCUUCCCUGGCAUUCUGCCUAGGCUCUGUUUUGCCCAGGGCCUCCCUCUUUUUCUUGCUCUAGAAGAGCAGUAUUCAACCUUUUAGCUAUGAUGACACAUAGCAAAAGAUGCUUAUGUACUAAUAGUUGAAAGUCUGCCUUUUUCUCAUUCAAGAAGGCAUACAAAUAUCUGGGAGUGACUUUGUUGUAUGGCUACCCUUGUGAUCUACAGUAAUUUAUUCUUUCUAAAAGUAAAGCAUUUACAAAACUCAGUAUUUAAACCACUAACCAGAAACAUUACUUUGGAUGCAUCUUUAAUACCAUGUUUGAGCACCUCUGCUCUAGGUUGAGAAUGGCAUUUUAUUGUGAAGACGGGUGUGGUCCCUCUUCCCUUGAAAUCUUGUAGUUUCUUUUUAUAUUAGCUCCUCACUGCUACAGCCUAGAAGGUGGGAAGCAGAUUUUAACCCCAUCUGGCAGCCACUCAAGGAAAACCCAGCCCUGGCUGUUUACUCAGGCUCUCUUAGAAUGAGAGUGGAGGGUGUAGGAUAUGAGGGUUAGGCCUUUGCCACAUUAUACAAAAGUUUAUAAUUUGCCUCAUCUGUCAAGUAACUUCCUUUGUUCGCAGGCAAGACUUCUUUAAUGGAUAGUAUCAUUUACUGAGCCUACUGGGCAUGGUCCUCAUGGAGUUUUGGUUCAACGGUAAUCUCUGUGCCAACCCAGGAUACAAACUUCCAUCCAGAUGCAUGGAUACAAAUUUCCAUAGCUCCGGGGCUGCUCUAACAGUUUGACAUCAGCAGACUUGUUUAAGCCUUCAACAUGAUUUCCAAUUAUUCCAUCAUUUCUAUUCUGAAAUGACUCACUGUCGUAGAAGGAAGUUUAUUAUAUAACCAAGGUUUCAGGUAUCCUCCUGUCACCACCUCUACUAUUCAGGAGGCCUAAAAUUGAAAUAAGUACUAAAUAGAAACCUUACCAUCUGAAAUCCCUUCCGUUGUUUUCUAGUUGCUUCCUCAUUGCUUUACCCCCAAACUUUCUAAGGGCUCCCCCACUGCAGUGCAAGCUGGCCUUGGGCGCAGUUUUGCAACCAACCUACUCCCCUGGAAAGGUGGCUUCCUUCUCCAGUUAGCCUGAAUGAGCUUUAGUAAGCAAUUGAGAGAACCGUGUUUUUCCGACAAACGGUCACAUGUCCAUUGUUAUGGCAUCUGCAGAAAAACAGAGUGAUCCACUCAAGUCAGGAGCAAAACCCAAGUAGGUGCCUCUAGGGGCACAUGGCCCCUCACAUCACAAGCCAGAACCUAAGCUAAGCAUUUUUUAAAUUGAGUUUGAGACUAGCCUGGGCAACAUAGUGAGACCCCAUCUCUCUUUUAAAAAUGAACAAAAUUACCUGGUCACGGUGGUGUAUACCUGUAGUCCCUGCUACUUGGGAGGCUCAGGUGGGAGGAUCACUUGAGCCCCGAAGAUGGUGGCUGCAGUAAGCGAAGAUCACACCACUGGCACUCCAGCCUGGGCAACAGAGUGAGACCCUGUCUCAAAACGACAACAGUAACAACAACAAAAAUAUAUAUGUAUAGUGACUUGAAUAGGAAACCAUAGUAUUUCAUUGUUUUAAUUUGCAUUUAUUUUAUUUCUAGUGAAACUUUUAUAUACUAUCGGUCAUUUCUGUUUCCUUUUUUGAGAACUGCCAACUGUUGCCCUAGUAGCCAAAAAUAUCAGGUUGCUAUUCUGCCUUUUCAGUUUGAUCUGAAAGAAAUAAAGGCAUUUAAGCAAUGGAAAUUAGAUUUCUGCAUGUCCUUGGGAAGAAUAUAUAAAUUGAAAAAAUAGGAGAGCCGAAACCUGAACCUUGGAGUUUAGCUUAAGGUCAACCAACUGAUUAUCUAGUCAGCUAUAAAAUGCGAAUGUCAUUUCUUCAUUUCCCUCACACAUAAUAGGCUCUCAGUACAUACUUGUGAAUCAGCUGCUAUUUGCUGUGGGUAGAUAGAGGCAACCUGUGCUUUCUGCUCCGAGUAUAGAAACUUCCGUUUUCUAUUGGGGAGAGCAGUUGAUUUUGCAAAGGCCUGAUUGUUUCCACAUAAUUGUCUGUUGUUUUACAAAAACACAGAAUAAAAGAUGGGCAGUGGUGUACUGACAUUUCACAAA
Molecule: messenger RNA, 2962 nt
Organism: Symphalangus syndactylus (siamang)
Lineage: Eukaryota; Metazoa; Chordata; Mammalia; Primates; Hylobatidae
Gene: RABIF
Product: RAB interacting factor
Biological process (GO): small GTPase-mediated signal transduction; post-Golgi vesicle-mediated transport
Cellular component (GO): cytosol; membrane
Molecular function (GO): guanyl-nucleotide exchange factor activity; zinc ion binding
Source: RefSeq, a predicted model, not a curated record